GAUGGAGGAGUUGUUGAAGUUAUUUAUCGUUAUUUGGACUUUUCUUAUGGGAAUUAUUAUAAUACUGUACAUAUGGAAGCGACAUAAACAGCUCACUGCACAAGGAAACAACCAAAGAGAUAUUUCACCGCGUUUAGGGCUUCACGAGGCUAGACUAAAACAUUUUACGAAUAUUCAGGAAACGACAAGAAAAGUUGACAAAGAACCAAAUAUCCAAGAACCUGAACCAGAAGGGGAAGAAAAUAAAUGUAGAAAGCGAAAGACAAAUAAGAAAACACAGGAUAAGUCAGUAACAGUUGAAAAGAAGAUUAUUAAUGGGCCGGAUGCAGAGAUAUUCGUCGAAGACACGAUGAAGAGCACACACUUUGAUCCUGACACAGGGUGCCCAAUCACCCAACCAAUCAAGACUCUAGACGAGGCCAUGAGAUGGAUGCAAGGCUUUGAUGAGUUCAAUGUUGCUAGGUUUUUGUUACCAGCAGGUUAUAAGGGGCUUGAAAAUAGACCAAGAACACUUGUCUGCCAUGAUAUGAGGGGAGGAUACAUUGAAGACAGAUUUGUUCAAGGAUACCCAUCAUGUGAUUGCUAUCGUAUCUACCAUUGGCAGUACAUAGACAUCUUCGUGUAUUUUAGUCAUCACUUCAUCACUAUUCCUCCACCCACUUGGACCAAUGCGGCACACACAAAUGGUGUAUUAGUACUUGGGACAUUGAUAACAGAAUGGGAUGAUGGUGCACAAAGAUGUAGUGAAUUCCUUGAAGAUGAACAUUCUUACAAGGCUCUAGCUAAACAGCUGGUAGAAAUAGCAGAUUAUUAUAAAUUUGAUGGCUGGCUUAUUAACAUCGAAAACCCUAUUCAGCCAGCAAAAGUGAUCAAUUUAAUAGAUUUUGUUGAUUAUCUGACUAAAGCUGUUCAUCAACGGAACCCUUUUGGUCAAGUCAUUUGGUAUGAUAGUGUGACGUACAAAGGAGACCUUCAAUGGCAGAAUGAACUGAAUUCAAUGAACGGGCAGUUUUUCGAAUCAUGUGAUGGGAUAUUCCUGAAUUACACAUGGUCAGUACACCAAGUGUCUACUUUAGGCCAUGCUGCUGCAGCUUAUCAACGCCCACUUGCAGAUGUUUAUGUAGGUGUAGAUGUGUUUGGACGUGGCUGUUAUGCUGGUGGAGGAUUCAAGACAAAAGAGGCUGUGAAGAUAGCUAGACAGGAAAAACUAUCUACUGCAAUAUUUGCUCCAGGAUGGGUUUUGGAGACACAAGGAAAACAGAACUUCACUGUCAAUCAAAAUAGAUUUUGGGCUCUUUUGAGCAAGGAAUGUCCAACACAUCCAAUGGCAAAGGGUAUACCUUUUGUUACAUCACUCUGUCAGGGAUAUGGGGAAAAACUCUUCAUCAAUGGCAAGGAAGUGCUUAGUCAUCCCUGGACAAACCUUAGCUGCCAGCAGAUACAGCCAACAUAUAUCAAUGCUUUUUAUAAUCUUGGAGGAAAAGGGGGAAUUAUUAUAAGUGAUGUUAGUUAUAGCCUUGAUGAUGCGUACAAUGGAGGGGGGUGUCAGCUGGUCCACGGACGAACAUGUGAAACGCCAGAGAAAGCCAAGGGUGUGGUCAGGUUGUUUGAGACUGAUAUGACACUUUCUUCUGGGAUUCUUGUUUCAUUCACCUACAAACUAGUACCCAAGGAUUGCUUUCAAGUUGGGCUUCAGUUCCACACUGAUCGUACACCAACAUAUAUUUUAUUAUGUCCUUCUCCCAGUGAUGCAAAAGACUUUAAGAAACAAGAUGAAGAGGAAUCAAAGCUCAGCAAAAUGUUUAAUCAAAAAUAUGGGGUUCACACAUCAAAGGUAUUAUCAUCAUCAGCAUUCACCUCUCCAAUUGGUAAAGAACACUUUGAGGCAUAUGCACCAGUGACGGCAAGUGAUCAUGAUGUUGUUCAAAGAAUAUUUGGAGUUGAAAAAUCUGCAGAUGGUUGGUGUACAAGGUAUUAUUUGAUCGCUGGUAGACAUCUUGUUGGGUGUCAGGUCAAGGAAAUUCGUGUAGUUUGUGCAAAGCCAUCAAAUAACCAAACCUUACCUGGGCUUAUAAGCACACCUUUCAAGCUACACAUUGGAGAAAUCAAGAUUCUAGACCCACAAAUACUAAGAACCUUAAUUCCUGUGGUCAGUAACCUAAGACACAGAGAUGUCAUCUGGAAAACUGGUAGCCAUGGAAACACUCUUAGCCUCACACUCAUGUGGGAUUGUCCAAUCCAGGCUGAGAUGGAAAGUAUUUUGUACUGUGAUGUUUACACAGUCAUCGGUGACAGCGAAUCAAAUGUUUUCAUUGGAAGAAGUUUCGUAGAUUCUUAUCGUGUCUGCAAUUUGAAUGUACCAAAGCAAUGUAAUUCAGUUGAAUUCAUAGUACAAUCUUUAACAAUGUCAAAGCGUUCUAAAACUCUAGAAAACAACAGUAGUAUUCUAGUCACUUGGGCUAAAUAACUUAUUAAAUAAGUGGAAAAAAAUUGUAUCCAUUGGUAUCAGAAACAAAUUGGAAUUAAGAUAUAAAUAAAAUUGUAUCUGUGAAGAAACAAAAGAAAACAACAUGAAAACCUAUAAAGAGAGCAUUUAUUUAAUGUG
Actinia tenebrosa (Australian red waratah sea anemone) is the source of this 2605-nucleotide messenger RNA. Its product is annotated as cytosolic endo-beta-N-acetylglucosaminidase. Gene Ontology annotation, biological process: protein deglycosylation. Gene Ontology annotation, molecular function: mannosyl-glycoprotein endo-beta-N-acetylglucosaminidase activity. The record is from RefSeq and is a predicted model, not a curated record. Gene Ontology annotation, cellular component: cytoplasm. NCBI's taxonomy places the organism in Eukaryota, Metazoa, Cnidaria, Anthozoa, Actiniaria, Actiniidae.